Molecule: messenger RNA, 1365 nt
Organism: Guillardia theta CCMP2712
Lineage: Eukaryota; Cryptophyceae; Pyrenomonadales; Geminigeraceae
Exons: 17
Coding region: 1-1365 (454 amino acids)
Source: RefSeq, a predicted model, not a curated record
AUGGCCAGACAGGCGGUUGCUGCGGCGGCUGUGACCGUUACCAUUGUGUUGGUAUCUGACUACAGAAAGAUCUCUACUCUCCAACGUAGAGGCUAUGGUGCAAUGCUGGCGGCAGCUGAGAGCUCCCCACAGGACAAGCUCAAGGAGUAUCAAGCUCUCAACCCAACUUACGGUCGUUGCGCCAAGUCGGUUGACAUGCAGGCCUUCUCCGACGACAUCACCAAGUCGUGCGGGAACAUCCAUGAGCUCUCCACCUGCUCCUACGUGUGCGCUGGCAAGAUGCAGGACUGGACGAGGUCUAUGGGAUGCUGCUUCGAGACUGUCAUGCAAGCCUACCAGUAUGCGGAGCCCCAGGCCGAGCAGGCGUGGCGUCAGUGGCAGGGAACCCUCAGCGGGAAGUGUGGCAUCGUCUUCGAGGAUGAAGAUUGCGGUCAGUCGGUGGGCGAGCACGAGUUCAAUGCUCUGAACAGCAAAGUUGAUGCUAUCGAGGAUCAGGCGGAGAGGAACGAGGACGAGAUCUACAACAUCGCGUACAGCAUCUAUCCUCCCUACUACAACAACUACAACGACUACGGAAGCUACUACGGUUACAAGGGCAAGGCCUCGUCCCUUCAGUCGCCGCGCAAGGCGCUCCUGUCGGGCAACAACCUCGGCGACAACGUGAUGGACUUGCCGGCUACCAAGGCCGAAGAUCUCGGCGACGUCCAUCUUCCGUCUGAGAAUGUCGCGCCCUACAUGUACUCGAAGCACAAGCUUGACAAGAACAGAGCCUUGUUCCAGAACGCGCAGAGGAUGAAAGUUGCUUCAGGGUCCAAGCUGGCUAAUGCAUACGACGACUACCGCAACUACCAGAACAAGUUGCGCAUCGACGAGGCUUUCAGGAACUCGAUGCAGAACGACGGCCCCAAGAACUCUUUCUUCAACAGCUGGGGAGAGUCCUGGAAGAAGUCUCGAGGAAUUCAGAGUCUUGCUGCCCAGGGAGGCAAAGGGCAGGAGGCCAACGAGGAGGCUAAGGACGCCGAGGAGGAGGAGCAGACCCCGCUGGCGAUGGGCUACGUUGUCAACUCCAUUUCAGCAGCUUCGACUCCCUCCUACGGCUUCGGCAGAGCUGGUGAUGCAGGUGUUGACCCUAUCAACGGUCGCAGAGUCUUCGAGCUCGACCCCGAGUCGGAUGGCAAGAAGAACCGACUGACGCCUGAAGCUGCCGUGCGCCAGGCAAGGUUCAACGCCAACAAAGGAAACGCGCAAGUUGAGGAGGAGAAACAUCUCUUCGGCGGUACCUUCAACAGAAACUUCGACCGAGGUCAAGCGCCCAGGAAGGACGCGGGAACGGUCGCGUUAGAGAAGGCAGGAGUGAAUGUUUGA